Molecule: messenger RNA, 918 nt
Organism: Endocarpon pusillum Z07020
Lineage: Eukaryota; Fungi; Ascomycota; Eurotiomycetes; Verrucariales; Verrucariaceae
Exons: 1
Coding region: 1-918 (305 amino acids)
Source: RefSeq, a predicted model, not a curated record
AUGGACUUCUUCAGGCAUCAUCCACUAGAAAAUGCAAAUACUCAAUUAGGUAUUCUCACCCUCAAGCCAGCACAGUCUCUACAUGCGCCCCUGAUAUGCUCGAUAGAGACACACAACUUCGGUGAUCACCUGGAAUAUGAAGCUCUUUCAUACGUCUGGGGCAGUACCUUGCAAACGAGCACCAUCAUGCUCAAUGAAAAGAAGUUUAGUGUGACACGAACCCUGGAAGGUGCUCUGCGCUAUCUCAGAAAGUCCUCCAAUGGUCGACGUCUCUGGAUCGAUACGAUAUCUAUCAACCAAAACGACUUCAAAGAAAAGAACGCACAAGUACUUCGAAUUCGUGAUAUUUUUGCGGGUGCAUUAGAGGUGCUUAUUUGGCUUGGAGAGCCUGAUAUGGAGACUGAAGGCGCCCUGCGAUACAUCACAACUCAUUACACUGCUAAUGAAGAUCAUGAUUGGCCAGACAGAUGGGAUCCAGAAUUUAUUCAAAACCUACCUUGCCUGCAGAAACUUUUCAGCAACCCUUGGUGGUCUCGCAUGUGGACCUUGCAGGAAAUCGUCGUGGCAAACUUUGAUCCGAUCUUUCUCUGCGGCAAUGUUAAAUGCUAUUGGAGCGUCCUUCACAGCUGUGCCAUGCAUCUUUUCAUGUUGACGACCCACACCUAUAUUCCUUUCAACGUUGACAUGGAGCCGCUUAUAGAUUUGGGAUUCAUUGCAAACAGAUGGAAGGAUAGAGGCGACAGAAAUGAAGGACAAAAAACAGGGGUCGCCAUGAACAUUGAAAAUCUAUUGAUCACUAGUGCUGCUAGAGGUGCCACUGAUCCUAGGGACCACAUUUAUGCAAUUCUUGGCUUGUUGGAAGCGAGCGAACACAGCAUCACCACAGACUAUGAUGCACAAAUUAAAGAAAUCUAUUAA